Molecule: messenger RNA, 387 nt
Organism: Pseudozyma hubeiensis SY62
Lineage: Eukaryota; Fungi; Basidiomycota; Ustilaginomycetes; Ustilaginales; Ustilaginaceae
Exons: 2
Coding region: 1-387 (128 amino acids)
Cellular component (GO): mitochondrion
Source: RefSeq, a predicted model, not a curated record
AUGCUUGCUCGAAUCACAACGGCCGUCAUGGCCUCUGCAAAGGCAUCAUCGUCACGAACCAUCACAACAACCGCGGCGGUAGCAGCAGCAGCAGCACCAACACGCAGCGUCAUCCCCAAACCUCAAGGCACAAUUUCUGACCCAGCCACGUUCCUCACCUCGAUCUCGCGCACACGCCGCGAUCUCGCCUCCAACUCCUCCCUCACAUCAGCGAUCGGCGAAGAGUGGUCCAACAUCUUCACCAUCCGUUCCGAUCAACUCAAACAGGCAGGCGUCACAACAAAGGACAGACGAUACUUUCUCUGGGCCAGGGAGAAGUUCCGACAGGGUGCGAAUCCGGACGUGUUUGCGAUCGAUGCAAAGCCCAAGAAGAAGGUUCGAGGGUAA